Molecule: messenger RNA, 789 nt
Organism: Lathyrus sativus (Indian pea)
Lineage: Eukaryota; Viridiplantae; Streptophyta; Magnoliopsida; Fabales; Fabaceae
Source: the annotation of a GenBank genome assembly
AUGGCUAAAACAAAUAAGAAGCGCACAGGAAAGUCUCCUGGUAAAAGAAGCGAUACUUCACAUUGUCUUGUCGAUCCUCCAGCCUGUGAUAUUCAGAAUGAGGAUGACGAUUGGGUUAUAGUUAAAAAGCAGAAAGUCAUCAUUCUGGUACCUGCUACACCUCGUAGUGAAAAAUCCUCAACAGAAAAUGAAGAGCCGAAUCACAUGCACCCUAUGCCUCCUGUAACGUCAAAUAACCAUGAGGAACUUUCCGUGGAGACACAUAAUGAAAAUCCUUCUUGUGAUGAACAAGAGAAGACCAUUUCAUUGGCUGGCCAAACAGAGAUUCGUACUGAGACCAAAGCUCCUUCUCCCUUAUUACUUAAAUCACCUUCAACCAAUUCACCACGGGUAGAUCAAAAAGUAGAAUCAGAAAAUCCACAUGAAGUCAGUAGUUUGAAGUCCCACAGGUUAGUUGGACUAUCUAAUACAUCAAAAGCUAUUAAGCAGGCCAGAACGUUACUUGCACCAAGAAGGUCCUCCAACUUGGGCACUUUGAAUCGAGGUCUGAGAGCAUCAAAUCUCGAGAGAAAGCUCGAAAGAGCUGGUGGGUUGAACAAGUGGCUGACAUCACUUGGAUUGGAUCAGUUUGUGAGAAUGUUCCAAGGGAAGAUUAUCAGUAAGUAUCAGCUUGUGAAUCUAACCAUGAACAAACUAAAGGAUAUGGGUGCCAAUGCGGUGGGACCUCGCAGGAAGCUGAUCCACGCCAUGGACUGUGUUUGUCAACCAUAUUGCUUUGAGGCGUUAUAG